Messenger RNA from Daldinia vernicosa, 1836 nucleotides. RefSeq lists its product as uncharacterized. Bases 1 to 1836 code for a protein of 611 amino acids. Lineage: Eukaryota; Fungi; Ascomycota; Sordariomycetes; Xylariales; Hypoxylaceae. Gene Ontology annotation, biological process: homocysteine metabolic process. Gene Ontology annotation, molecular function: [methionine synthase] reductase (NADPH) activity; flavin adenine dinucleotide binding; FMN binding. The record is from RefSeq and is a predicted model, not a curated record. Gene Ontology annotation, cellular component: cytosol. The transcript has a single exon.
AUGUCGGUUGGAGUCGAGCAGCUAGUCGACUCGACGUCCGACUAUGUAUCCGAGGAAGAGAUUCGUACUCCUUCUAUUGCGCCGUCCCUCACAUAUUCUGAGGACUCCGAAGAUCAAGAUGAGCUCCAGGCACCAAAGGAGGUUCCUCAAAGGCGGCGUGCCUCGACGAGAUUAAUUGCACAGAGCCCAGCAGACGUGCAGAGAAUCACUGGCGAGUCUACACAACAAUUGCUUGAUCGAUGCUGUGGUGGCGGAUGUUGCAUGAAUGCACAGAAGAAAGAGCAGGGAGUCGAGUAUGAACGAGUCCCACUCCCUGACAAUGAUGCCUUUCGCUCUUUAGGCUUAAAGAUUGAUGAGAUACCUACCGUCUUAACUAAGGUCGCGGACAUGCCUGAGCAGAUCACUUUUCUUCAGUCCAUCCGACGUGUCUCGGGCACCCCAUCGCCAACCGAUUCGGCCGUGUCUUUCGGAAGUCAAGCCAGCUCUCCCACAAUCGAGACCAAAUUCCAGAACCUUAGCCUCGAGAACCUCGACACUUCGAUACAGCCUCCUUCCUUCGUUCAACCGCACCAUCCUUUCAAUGUCUUCCCUGCCAAAAUUCACAAUACCCGUGAAUUGACGCGUCCUGGAGCUGAGAAACGCACGUAUCACUUCGAUCUCGAUAUCACCGACUAUCCCCACGGAGAAGGCGUAGACUUCAAGGUCGGAGGUGCCAUUGGUGUCUCUGCUCCAAACGAUACAGCUGCUGUGGAUCAGGUUUUUGACUUGCUUUUGGUUCCACGUUACUUGCGGGACAAGCCCGUUUUGCUGCGCACUACUCGUGGCCGAUGGCCCACUGUCUGGGGCGAGGAUCAGGCCCGCGAGUUGGUUACCACCCGGCGGGAUUUGCUGACGUGGUGCUCCGAUAUCCAGUCUUACCCACCCACCAAGCCUCUAUUGCGAAUUCUAGCUGAGCAUGCUCUCGACCCUAACGAGAAGAAGAUACUCAUGUUCCUCUGCUCUAGCCAGGGACAAGGUGCCUUUUGCGACUUCCGCACUGGCCCACACAUCUCUCUUGCUCAACUCUUGAGUGCUUUCCCUUCUGCUAAGCCACCUCUAGAUUUGCUGUUCUCGGUACUCCAGCAGUUGAUGCCGCGGUUUUAUUCCCUUUCCAAUGACCCGCAUGAGUCUUAUGGGAUCCGCGAUGGAAAGCAGCACCGCCUUAUUGAGCUAGCCGUCACCAUUCAAGAGACGCCUGACUGGCAGGCGGGCUACCGAACGGGUGUCGGUUCUGGCUUCUUUGAACGUCAAUGUCGCAAGUUUUUGGAGCUGCAGCGCGCAGGGGAAAGCGCUCCCCAGUUAUACAUCCCGAUGUUUAAGGGGCUGAUGGCGAACCCGUUGGCCAAGGAAUUUGUGUCUGAUGGUCCGAUGCUCCUUAUUGGGGCUGGCGUCGGCAUCGCGCCAUUCCGUGGCUUUGUUCAGCAUCGCCUGAAGAAUGCUAACUGUGCCAACAAGGUAUGGGUACUUCAAGGCGUCCGUGAUUCUCUUGUGGAUGAGCUAUACGGUGGGGAGUGGGGUGUCCACGAGGAUAGAGUGAAGAAGGUUGUACAGAGCCGACGCGGCGAGAGCCGUUACGUCCAGGACGAGGUCAGCCACCAAGCAGAUCUUGUAUGGUCCAUCAUCAACUCGGUUGACGGGCGCGUCUUCGUUUGCGGAAGCUCCAAGGGCAUGGGCGAAGGUGUCGAACAGGCGCUUAUCAAAGUGGCCGUGAAGAAGGGCAACUUGAAGUAUGAUGAGGCAAAGAAAUUCUGGGAAUUGAAGAGAGACGUCGGACAGUACAUUACCGAGACGUGGUGA